Octopus sinensis (East Asian common octopus) is the source of this 2596-nucleotide messenger RNA. RefSeq lists its product as uncharacterized. The transcript is spliced from 2 exons. The coding region runs from base 385 to 663 and encodes 92 amino acids. Lineage: Eukaryota; Metazoa; Mollusca; Cephalopoda; Octopoda; Octopodidae. Gene Ontology annotation, molecular function: protein binding. The record is from RefSeq and is a predicted model, not a curated record.
UGAUAUUAUUAUCUGAGAUUCCCAAAACAGUUUUUAUUAUUUCUUAAUUAUUUUACUUCUCCAAUCUCGACUGUUUUACUUUAUUAAUCCCUUCACAACUUCCAGCAUUCCAAUAGGACCUGGUUUCCAGAGAGGAACACUUGCACAAAAAGUGACACACUCUCUCUGUAUAUAAUAUUCGUUGCCAUAUAUUUACCCUUCUGAGAAGCUUGGAUAGAGAUUGGAUAUAGAUAUUGACUGUUAUUAUUCAUUAUAUCAUUUCUACAAAUUGACCUUUCUUCAUUUCACGAAUACAACAGAAAGCAUAAUUUCACAAAAAGAAAACGUACAAAUUUUGUUGUCCAAAGAAAAUUUGCCUUUUUAUACACACACAGCUAUAAAGGAAUGGCUGAAGAAAUGCAGAAAAUAACUGGGGAAAUGCAGGAAAUUCUACUGGAUGAAGGAAGUAGAAGAGAAUCGUAUAGGGAGAGAAUUAAAAGAUUUCCAAAUGUAAUGGAAGAAAGUUUUGAGAAAGCCGAAGAAGGUUGGUCGUCUUUCUACAAAAAAGUAGAAAGUACGUUGAAUAAUGAUAUCUUAUUUGGUUUAGAAGAUGAGAUUCGUCAAAAGAACGUCCUAGUAUAUAUUCUGUGGCAGAUGAACGAUAAAUUUCAGCUGAAAAAUUAGCCAAUGAAGUUCGAGAAAAGAAGCCAGAUAACCUGGUGGCAUUAACCAACCUUGCAUUCAUUCAUUUGUACGAUGGAAAUAUCCCUGAGGUAAGAAACCUUUUGGAUAAUCUAAGCAAGCUUGAAGAAAGAGAAAAUUUCUCGCUGAUAGAAGCAGAAGGCAAAAGAAAUGUUGCUUAUUGUUUAGCUACUAUAUCUUUUGAAGAUCAUGAAAGAGCUGUCGAACUUUACAAAGAGUCUCUCAACGUUUGUCCAGACGAUUAUCUGUGUAUGUUUUCUAUUGCUUUGUUGCAAUAUCGUUGUUUAAAAAAGAACAUAGAUAAAGAGAAAAGACGUGAAAAUAUUAAGGAAUCAAUACAGUACUUAGAGAAAAUACGAUGUGCUUUUCCACGCCAUAUUGAUAAGGCCCUAAUGGGAAGAACAUUAGCAUUGAUUGGUUUGUUUCAACUUAGUCCUUAUAAUUUUCAUAGUCAACCAGCUAAAGAGUAUUUUCAGAGAGCUCUUGAUAUUUCCCCUGAUGACCGCUAUGUUUUGGAGAAAAGUGCCUAUCAUUAUAUACGUUCAUAUCAGAAUGAAGAAGGAAGAAAAUUGCUUGAAAAAGCAAUUGAAAUAAAGGCAACAUCAUAUUCUCAUCAUCAGCUUGGAUUAGUUUAUCUAAGAAUGAAUACACCAAAAUAUACAUAUGUCCCAAUGAACAAACAAUUCUCAAAAGAAACGAAUGAAUUUGCGAAAGUUUUAAAACAUGCUCAAAGUAUUCCUCAUAUAGAAAGGAAUGAGUUAAUCAACAAAGCUGAAUAUCACUUUCAACAAGCUCUUGAACUUUCUCAUGAAUGUUCACCUGCUCUCUAUGAUAUCAUUUUAUUAUAUAUGUCUUUGAAAGAAUAUGACAAUGCCAGGAAGUAUUGUGAAAGAUUUAAAGCAGAUAACAAAAUGCAAGAUGUUAAUUUUAACAUUUUGUUUGGAAGAUUAUGUUUUAAAGAAGCAGAUGUAAAAAAUGAUGAAGAAGAAAAAGAUCAAUUAAGACGUACAGGAAUGGAUAGGUUUGUUCUGGCUCUUAAAUCUGCUGUAGAAUUUCUUCCUUUCAACAAAGACCUGAUAGAAAUUUGGGAGAUAAAGGAAAUAAUACUUGAUUUAUAUGAGUAUGGAAAUGGAAAUACUGAAUACAAAAAAUUUGUUUUGGAAUUCAUUCACUCAGUAGAAGACCUUGCCAAUGACAAAGCGUUCCAAAAUAUACUUCACAAGAGUGAAUUAUAAAAGAUAAAUUGUGUUCAUAAAUAUACUUUCCUUAUUACUUUCUUUAUUGAUAAUACUCAACAAUAUUUUGAAAUUCAUUGUUAUAUAUCUCACGUUUUCUGAAGUAAUACCAAACACGUUUAUCUAAAGCUAAAUUUUAAAAAUCAUAUAAAUUUAGACUACUCCUUUCUUUGAAACACAAGCUGAAUGUAGCAAAGAAUUCUACAGGAAAUAUUACUGCCUUUGUUAUGGAUGUGGCCCUGAAACCAACGUUGAAAUGACGUCAGAGCAUUCAAAGGAUGACGUCAUAACUAACUUUCAUUUUGACAUAUUUUAACAUCCCCAAACAGUGAAGAAGUGGCAGAAAAUAUUGGAAUGAAUCUAGAGAUAUGCUUUUGCUUGAAAGUUCCAUUUGAUAAUCGUGACUACAUAUUGGGAUGAUGUAAAACUGGAAACCUUUGCAUUAUACUGAAACAUCGUUGGAAUAUUGGAAUUCUAUAAGUAACAAUCAAAAAUUACUAAUUUACACAAAAGACACCAAGUAAAUCAUUGAAGAUCGAUAACCUAAGUAAGGACGACAUUUUACUAUCAGGAAACAUGAAGCCAGAAAUUCCAAAACAUUUAAAAAGUUUUCCUCAAUUUAAAUGGCAAUGUGGAGAGAGAGAGAGAGAGAGAGAGAGAGAGAGAGAGAGAGAGAGAGA